Molecule: messenger RNA, 829 nt
Organism: Lolium rigidum
Lineage: Eukaryota; Viridiplantae; Streptophyta; Magnoliopsida; Poales; Poaceae
Exons: 1
Coding region: 98-658 (186 amino acids)
Source: RefSeq, a predicted model, not a curated record
GCGCAGCACAUCUCAAAUAGCAGAGCACGCCGCCCGUGAGACUCCCAAGAAACUUGUUUUCCCCACCGAAUCCAAAUCUUGCGCGAGAAACUCUGCAAUGGCGUCGGCGGCGUCUGAAAUCGAUCCAGCUGCGGAGCCCCAAGUCGUCGACGUCGUCGUCGACGACGAGUCGUCCAGCGCGAGAGGCGGCGAAGAGGAGGCGCCCCCGGAGGGCGCGAAGGUCGAAACGGAGGCGGACGAGGGGGAGUGCGAGUUCUGCCUGUACAUGAAAGGCGGGGCCUGCAAGGAGGCGUUCGUGUCGUGGGACGACUGCGUGCAGGCGGCGCAGAAGGAGGACUCCGACAUUGUUGAGCGAUGCUCCGAGGCCACCGUCAACCUCAUGAAGUGCAUGGAAACCAACACCGACUACUACGGCAUCCUGCUCCGGGCCGAGCAGCACGUCCCCGACCACACCGAAGCCGCCACCGCCGACGCGGACAAGAACAAGGGAGAGGAAUCCGCGCCCUCCCCGGCCACUGAUGAGACGAAGAAGGAAGAAGCAGGUACUGAUGCGAAGGAGGAGGUGGUUGAGCAGGCUGAUUCCUCCACCGCCGACGAGGAGUCCAAGAAAGAAGAAGAAGCUGUGGAGAAGGUCAAGUCCUUGUCUUUGGGUAACUAACAAUUGGUGGGCAACUUUUUGAGCUCGUGGUAUUUUUUGCGUUCAGUUUGAGUUAUGAUCGGACAGAGGUCCAUGAGGCUAAUUUGUAUCCCCUUGUGGGGAAAUAAAGGUCGUUCUUCGAAUAAUUGUCGGACAUGACACACAUUUUACUGAAGUAUUUCUCAAUGCUUU